GUUUAAGUAUAAUUGUCAAUUACAUUAGACCUCUUCCGGUUGCCUCUGUGAUCGAUUGGUUUUGACGAAUAUUUAGAAUAAAAAGUCAAAAUUCGCCAUGCCAUAUAUUCUGUAAUUUUUUUUUGCUUACAAUUUAUAACCAUUAACUCAAAAAAGGUCUAGAAAAAAUGAGUGGUUCAAAUCAAAACCAACCUCCACCACAGCAGUUUAAUUUGCUUCCAAAGAUCAUUAAUGGCGGUAUAGCUGGUAUCAUUGGCGUGUCGGUCGUAUUCCCACUGGACUUGGUCAAAACACGACUCCAGAACCAAACGGUCGGCCCCAAUGGAGAGAAGCAGUACAAGAACAUGCUGGAUUGCUUCCGGCAGACGUAUCGGGCCGAGGGUUACUUUGGUAUGUACCGAGGAUCAGCUGUGAACAUCUUACUGAUCACGCCUGAGAAGGCCAUCAAGCUAGCCGCCAACGACAUGUUCAGAUACCACCUAACCUUGCCUGACGGGUCUCUGCCAAUAAUACGUCAGAUGGCUGCCGGAGCUCUGGCUGGCGCGUGUCAGAUAGUUGUGACUACCCCCAUGGAACUGCUCAAGAUUCAGAUGCAGGACGCCGGCAGACUCGCGGCGCAGGCCAAGGCUGAGGGUAAAAAAUUUGAGCGUAUCACGGCCAUGCAACUGACACGUAAACUGCUGGCCGAGAGGGGCAUCUUCGGUCUCUAUAAGGGCAUCACAGCGACAGCUGCCAGGGAUGUGUCGUUCAGUAUAGUGUACUUCCCGCUGUUCGCGACCCUCAACGAUCUGGGGCCGAGGGAGAAUAAGGCAGACCCACCGCCCUUCUGGUGGUCGUUCAUAUCGGGUUGUUCGGCCGGGUCGAUAGCGGCGCUGGGGGUGAACCCGCUGGAUGUUGUCAAGACACGUAUGCAGACCAUCGCCAAGGGAAGCAGCGAGAGACAGUACUCGUCCAUCUUGGACUGCAUCACAAAAACCUUAACCCAAGAAGGUCCGACAGCAUUCUUCAAGGGCGGCGCCUGUCGUAUGAUCGUCAUAGCUCCGCUAUUCGGCAUAGCUCAAAGUAUUUACUACAUAGGUCUAGCUGAGAAUUAUUUGGGAAUAAAAUAAAUAGAAAGCAAAAUACAAACAUCGGAAGUAUAACAACGAGCCAUGCAAAUAGAACUGGUUUAUACUCUGUUCCAAAUAUAUUUUAUAGAAACGUCAACGAAUGGUCGAAUUUCAAUCGUAACAAAGCCUUCAAUUAUUUAUCCUAAUGAAUUUUAAAUAAAAAUGGCAAUAUAAAAAAAAAGUGAUAAAAAUGUUAAAACCUAUUUAUUGUUACUAACGGAGUGACAGCAUGGUAAUUUAAAAACAAAAAGUUUAUAUAUAUUUAAAAUGAAUAUUUUUGGGACUGAGUAUACAGACAGUUGAUUUAAUGUUUGACGUUUAGUAUGAAUAAAAACGUAGCUGUCAAUUUGAAUACUGCCUCAGAUUCCCGCUUUAGACAUUUUGGUUAUAUUUAUUAAAUCGUAACUGCAAAGCGUUUAUGAUUUAUUUAUUUUUUUUAUUAAAUAUCGUAUUAAAUACACAUGAUCAAGUUUCUCUCUUUAUAGAUUCGUAAUACGUUUUAUAUUUUGGUUUUGUUAGAAAUUUUUUGUGUAGACUUUAAUGAUUUAUUUUUAAUACAAUUUUACUUCUUUUCCUUUUAAACAAAAUUUUAUUACUGACUAUUGUUUUCUAUUCAUUAUUUAACAACAAUCAAUAUGUUAAAAGACCUGCCAUUUUUAAAGUUAAUUUGUAUUGAUAUAUUAAUUUGCUUCCAAAAUUACUCAUAAUGUUACCGAUUCAAGUUCCACUAUAUAAGAUAGCUCAAUUUAGUAGUGAGACUAAGUGAUAUUAUACGUUUGUUUAAUUUGAUAUUAUAAUCAAUUUCUCUCGCAAUGCCAUAUUUAAUAUGCCUGCUUCUAUAUGUUUAUUGAUAUAAAUUUUAGUUGAAUUUAUAAAAAUCAUGUUAUUGUCUAAAAAUACGCUUAAUUAUCUUCUAGAUUUAUGUUUGAUGUACACAGAUAAUUAAUUCAUACAAUGAAUGUUAACAGUGACACCAAUUGUUGAUAUUUUGUUGCCAGCUAGCUUAUUAAAUAUUUAAGAUGUUGUUGCUAGUUUAGGAAAAUUGUUUUUUUUUUUUAUAUAAAUUAAUUUCAAAAAUAUUAAAGCAUUGGGAAGAUUGACAUGAAAAUAAAUCUCGCAUUUUACUUUUUUUUUCUAUUUAUUUUUUUUUGUACAUGCAUUUAUUGUUAUAUUUUUUCUUAUUACCACAUGACAGAUUGUCACUGAUUACAUUUGACAAUACAUUUAGUGGUUAAAGUAUAUAGUAAUUUUACAAGUAUUAAAUAUAACAGCAUUUACAAAAGUAACAAAAUCACAGUAAGAAGUCAUGCUACAAGAACCACACAGAUGUUGCCAGCUUAUAUUGAUUUAUAUUUGUUUCAGCGACCAGUAGUUUUAAACAUUCUUUUUUUGAAUCUUUCAAUAACACCAAUUGUCUCAUUGUCAAUCACACAUUCAUUGGCUUAUCUUAAUAGCUGUUAAACGUUAAGCUUAGAAACAUUUUUUUUUAUUUUUAUGUUGAAAAAUAUUGGAUUGUGGCGGAGGUUUAAAUCUAAAAUUAUGCCAGCAUUUUCAUCUAAGCAAAUUCACGACGCUCUCCACAUAUAUAUUUUAAAAAUUUUGUCAUAUAUAUAGACAUGACAGAUAAGCUAAUAUCAAAUACUCCUACCAUAAACACAUUCAAAUCGGAAUAAACAUGCAGUUAAGAAAAAACGCAAGUACAAUUAAUUGUUAUAUAAUUAUUGAUGUGACAAUAAAAUAAAUAUCCUAGUGAUAAGUGUUGUAGGGGUGUCAAUUCGUUGAGAUAAAUGUCGAUUAUAGUAAAUGUAGUGUACAGACUAUAUACAUAUAUAUAUAAACUUGUAAUCAAGCAAUCUAUGGCACGCGCUUUAUAAUUUUGUUUCACCCAAUUAAUUUACUAUUUUAAUCUCAGAAUACGGGUUAUUGAAAAGUCAUUUAAAUAAAAGACAUGGAUUUAGAUAAUUACUUCAUAAUCAACAUCGUUAUAUAUUUAAACAAGUUUAUAUCUAUCUUAAAAUGUAUAUGUUAGGUUAAAAAAAAUCCAUUUCGAAUAUUUUGCCUUUAUUAUCUACAUUUUAUUAUAUUUAUUAUCAGUGUUGCCAUAUUAAAAAAAAAAUCGUCCAUGCUUCCAGGUCCUAAGACAAUAAUUUGAUAUUGAAUUCCCUUCAACUCUCAUUCGUAUAUAAAAUGUAUGUUGAACGUGUAUUGUUAUAUAAAUGUAUUGUUAUGUAUCAUUACAAGCAACUAUUCCUUUAGCACAAGUUUUCAUUGUAUUUUUUUCGUUCAUAAACCUGUGUUGAUACCGCCAUGGUGGAAGAUUUAUGAAUGAAAAACUGUAAACUCACUGUAUGUAGUUCAAAAUGAACUUGUGUUAAGGACACUGCUCUUCAGCUGCAACAGAUUUAGAUGUUGGUGUUCAUAAUAAAAAGUUAUGUUUAA
Danaus plexippus (monarch butterfly) is the source of this 3548-nucleotide messenger RNA. RefSeq names its product mitochondrial glutamate carrier 1-like. The record is from RefSeq and is a predicted model, not a curated record. The transcript has 8 exons. Gene Ontology annotation, molecular function: L-aspartate transmembrane transporter activity; L-glutamate transmembrane transporter activity. Gene Ontology annotation, biological process: aspartate transmembrane transport; malate-aspartate shuttle; L-glutamate transmembrane transport. Lineage: Eukaryota; Metazoa; Arthropoda; Insecta; Lepidoptera; Nymphalidae. The coding region runs from base 168 to 1109 and encodes 313 amino acids.